Messenger RNA from Olea europaea var. sylvestris, 1244 nucleotides. Its product is annotated as beta carbonic anhydrase 5, chloroplastic-like. Bases 19 to 1011 code for a protein of 330 amino acids. The transcript is spliced from 9 exons. Gene Ontology annotation, molecular function: carbonate dehydratase activity; zinc ion binding. The record is from RefSeq and is a predicted model, not a curated record. NCBI's taxonomy places the organism in Eukaryota, Viridiplantae, Streptophyta, Magnoliopsida, Lamiales, Oleaceae. Gene Ontology annotation, biological process: carbon utilization.
AUAAAACAAAAAUGGAAUAUGUACCUAUCAAUGUUUAUCUGGCAAGUGGCAACAUUAUCGCCUCAAGUUGGCAUUAAAUUUUCAAUUCCCACCCAAUUCAAUCCGAAGUCUCGACCACCCCGAAGAAUGGCUUAUCGAAGCAGCAUAUGCAGGAAGAGAAGACUUCUUAAGAUCUUUGGUUCCCAGUUGAAAUCUUGGGAAAUUGAGCAGACCCACAUGAGAUUUUUGGAUUCUUUCAAGAGAACUCCAACUUUAAGAUUGAAAGCCUUACGGGAGUCUCCAGGCCUAACCCAGGAGAUCAUAGAUAACCCACAGAAGAGCAUUGGACCAAUUGAGAAGGGUUUUGAUGCUUUCGAGGAGAUGAGACAUCGAUUUCUUAGUUUCAAGAAGGAUAAAUACUUGGAAAACUUGGAACAUUAUCAAACUCUUGCCAGGGGACAAGCACCUAAGUUCAUGGUGAUUGCUUGUGCCGACUCACGGGUUUGUCCCUCGAGCAUCCUGGGAUUUCAACCAGGAGAAGCUUUUGUGGUCCGGAAUGUGGCAAACCUGGUGCCCCCACAUGAGAAUGGACCUACAGAAACAAAUGCCGCCCUUGAAUUUGCUGUGAAUUCUCUUGAAGUGGAAAAUAUAUUAGUUGUUGGCCACAGUUGCUGUGGAGGGAUCCAUGCCUUAAUGAGUAUGCAAGAUGAAAUGAGUUCAAGUAGUAGCUUCAUUAAAAGUUGGGUAGUAGUAGGAAAGGCUGCAAGGUUGAGAACAAUAGCUGCUGUUUCGGACCUUAAUCUUGAUCAACAGUGCAGGCACUGCGAGAAGGAAUCAAUCAACAGGUCAUUGUUGAACUUACUCACUUAUCCGUGGAUAGAAGACCGGGUUGAAAAGGGGAUGCUUUCACUUCAUGGUGGCUACUAUGACUUUGCUGAUUGUACAUUUGAAAAAUGGACACUUGAUUGCAAAGGAUGCAGACCAAAGGUUGCUGGUGAAUACUCUAUUAAAAAUCGAGAAUUUUGGUCCUGAGUGAGUUUGUUUCAAAGUUUAAGUCCUGUGUUGUUGCAUGAUCUUUUGAAGUUUAAUUUUGAUUAUAAGUUGUGUGUCAAAUAAGAAGUUUUUUUUAUUAUAAUUCUUAGUUUACUUGUAUAAUUCAUAAUCAAAGAAUUCAAAGGCCUUUGCAACCUGCAGACUCGUUUUUUUCCCUCUUUCCUGUACUAUAUUUAUAGAAAACGUGAUUUUAGAAAAUGGGGUUAAUUUCA